Molecule: messenger RNA, 1104 nt
Organism: Diaporthe batatas
Lineage: Eukaryota; Fungi; Ascomycota; Sordariomycetes; Diaporthales; Diaporthaceae
Product: tRNA(Phe) (4-demethylwyosine(37)-C(7)) aminocarboxypropyltransferase
Exons: 1
Coding region: 1-1104 (367 amino acids)
Biological process (GO): tRNA methylation; wybutosine biosynthetic process
Cellular component (GO): cytoplasm
Molecular function (GO): S-adenosylmethionine-dependent methyltransferase activity; tRNA methyltransferase activity
Source: RefSeq, a predicted model, not a curated record
AUGGUGCUGCUGCCCAGCGGCAGCUUCACAUCGCCGGCAUGGAAGAAGGCGCUUUCGCAAGCCUCUUCAGACUGCAGGGACGACCUUUGGAAGAUCACACUGCGCAAAAUCGGGGAAAAGACGCGGCAAGAGGCCACGCACCUCGCCGCCAACGAUGGAAUCCCUCUCACCGUGGCCGCGCAAACAGCUGCUGAAGGGGGCCCGCACGGCAGCCGGGAGCAGCAGCAGCAGCAGCAAGAACACGACAACAUCCUGAGGAGCCCAGUCGGCCUGCGCGUGUUGUGCGGCGAUUUCGGACCAUCCGAGACGCCAGGGUCGGUUGUCACUGGUGACGACUUCGGCCGUGCGCUCUGGGUGUGCACCAAGCAAAACGGCAUCCACCAGACCUGGGCGCCGCGCUGGACCAUGUUCUCCAGGGGCAACAUCAAGGAGAAGGCCCGGCUGCUGUCCUUCCAUGACGUCCCGGGCCCCGCAGGCGGGGAGGCUUCGCAGCUACUGGCGCACAGGGCGCAGGCACGCACCGCGCUGAGCAAGUCAUGGGCGGUCGACCUCUACGCGGGGAUCGGCUACUUCGUCUUCUCGUACGCCAAGCUGGGCAUGAGGGUGCUGUGUUGGGAGCUCAACCCGUGGAGUGUCGAGGGUCUACGGAGGGGCGCGCACGCCAACGGCUGGUCUGUCAAGGUCAUCCAGGGUCAGGAGCUGGCGAGGCCGACGCGCGAGCUGGUCUCGGAGCUUGACAAGAUCGUCGUGUUCUUGGAGAACAACGAGCAUGCGACAAGGAGGGUCCGGGAGUUGCGGUCUCACGGCGUCGACUUGCCUGUGAGACAUGUCAAUUGCGGGCUGCUGCCCAGGAGUGACGACAGGUGGGAGGCUGCGCGGGCGAUCCUAGGCCCUGCACAGGAUGGCUGGUUGCACCUGCACGAGAAUGUCGGGGCCAAGGACAUUGAGCGCCGCAGGAAGGAGAUCCAGGAGCUCUUUGAUGGGUGGGACGAGCGCGGUGGGCAAGGUGGAAGAGGUGCAGAGGUCGAAAAUGUGGAAUUAGUCAAGACGUUCGCGCCAGAUGUGUGGCACUGUGUCUUUGAUGUCUACAAUUACAACGUAUAG